AGUAGUCGCAAAAGCGCGUCAACGAAGACUCAUAAUUCGUGGACUCCGAGGAAAAACGACAAAAAAAAAAGUAUGCCUGUUCGUUGUUGGAGCGUUUUGCAAGUAGUCAGCUUGCUGUCAUUGGCAACUGUUUCGUCGGUUGUGGAGAACGAAGAAACAUUCAUCGUCAACUCGGUCAACAACGAUCUAGAUAACACAUGGAAGGCUGGCCACGACAAUGUCAUUCCAGUGGAUAACGGAAACUUCGGCUUACUAAUGGGCGUGUUGCCGCGAAACGACAACGCGUUCAGGUUCGCCCCCAUGAAGGAAACGAUGAACGACGCCAACGGCGACCUUCCUGAAAGAUUCGACGCCAGAGAACGAUGGCCCGAAUGUGCAUCGCUGUUGGACGCGAUCAAGGACCAGUCUAACUGUGGAUCUUGUUGGGCAGUAUCUGCGGCUUCCGUGUUCAGCGAUCGUCUGUGCAUAGCCACCCGAGGUGCCGUGGCCAGGAACCUGUCCGCGGAACAUUUGAACAAUUGUUGUUACCGUUGCGGCCAUGGAUGCGAUGGCGGGAUGCCCGAGAACGCGUGGUAUUUCUUCAGUCGGCACGGGAUCGUCACGGGCGGAGAUUACGGUUCUGACCAGGGCUGUCAACCGUAUAGCAUUUAUCCAUGUGGAAAAGGGAGGAACCAAUGUAUCGAUCCGGACCCAGACACACCAGAAUGCACUGUAAAGAGUUGCACCAACGCGCUGUACACCAAGGAUUACCGGUCAGAUUUAUACUAUGUUGACAUUGUAUACUCCUUGCCUAAUUCUGAGGAAGACAUCAUGGCAGAUAUAUACGAAAACGGUCCUGUCCAAGCAGCUUUCUGGGUCUACACAGAUUUCAUGUACUAUAAAAGUGGGGUUUACCGUUAUACGAGAGGCGAAAACGAGGGAGGUCACGCGAUUAAAAUCCUGGGUUGGGGAAUUGAAAAUGGCAUCAAAUAUUGGUUGUGCGUCAAUUCUUGGACCCGAUCAUGGGGUGAAAAUGGGCUGUUCAAGAUACUUAGGGGAAACAAUGAGUGUAACAUAGAACAACGCGUGAUUGCUGGAUUGCCGCAUGUACCGAGAAGAAAAUAAACACGAAAAUAAAUUAUAUACAAGUAUAUUAAUAUUUCAUAAUCCGAGUAUCGUCAGGUGUAAAAAUAUUGUUCUAG
Sipha flava (yellow sugarcane aphid) is the source of this 1181-nucleotide messenger RNA. RefSeq names its product cathepsin B-like. The record is from RefSeq and is a predicted model, not a curated record. Lineage: Eukaryota; Metazoa; Arthropoda; Insecta; Hemiptera; Aphididae. Bases 73 to 1104 code for a protein of 343 amino acids. Gene Ontology annotation, molecular function: cysteine-type endopeptidase activity. Gene Ontology annotation, cellular component: lysosome. The transcript has 6 exons.